AGAGAUAUCGGUUCACCGGAAGCUCUCGUUGUGAACCAUGAUGAAGGGGAAGCGGAAGUUCGUUGAAGUUUUCGUGCAACGUUCGUUGAAGGGGAAGCGGACGUUCAGUUGAAGUUCGUUAACAAUGUUAAUGAAUAUAAUCGUCUUACCUAUGACUCAUAACGUGAAGAGGAUUCUUGAACUGAGCUUCUCAAAGCCCUAAAGUGAAUAUAAUGUGUAUCCCUAAUAGUUUUUUUUUUCCAUAAUAGUUUGUUGUUCUAAUAUUAUAUAUACAUAUACAUAUAUAGUGGAUAUUAUUUUUCGAACGACAUAUUUGAGAUUCUUUUAAAGGAAAAGAGAAAAUUUGAAACUGCAGACAGAUUUGGAUUACUAUCCGAAGACACUGUUAAUGCACUGAGGUCGGAGUAAAAUGCAUAAAUAAACAAGACAUACAUUUUUCUUUUUUCGAAUUCACUAGAACAAGAAAGUCUUACACCAAUCUUUUUUAUUACAAGAAUCCUUUAGGAUUAUCCCAAUCCUAAGCUAAAACUCACCCUAGAGCCUAGACUUUUGUUUAACAGAAUCUUCCCGAUCCCGAGCUAAACUCCCCCUGAAUCUAGACUUCAAUCUUCCAACUCCGCGGAAGUACUUCACCAACUACGUCAGCACCUAGCGCAGAGCAGUGACACCAAAGACUUGAUCACACAAGCACCAAACAAUGAUCUCUCGACUUUUUUUUCUUUUUUUAGAGACAACUCUCAUCAUAGAGGCACGUCCUACAUGUAUACAUAACCAGAACUUGCUCUCCAAGUUCUUCCAAAAACAACUUAAGCAACUUUCCUUUUUCUCUCAAGGAAUAACUCUUUUGCAUUUUUCUCUUCAAAUAAUAUCCAUUACACUUAAUGUAAAUCUUCCAAUAAACAUAUUGCUUCUUCUCCAAGCUUAACAAGCCCACGGACAUCACAACAUACGAACUUCAACCAAGCCCAUCUUUAUGACACACGCAUGUACUACCUCCUGUAGUACUUCACGAACUGAUACAAAAUAUAUAUCUUCAGACACUUCACUGCAAUUAUUCACCAUGUGACCACAUAAAUAUGAGAUCCCCUAUGUAUCAAGGAGAAGCACUUUAAAAAUUACUUUAAAAGUUUAUUGGCAAAGAAUGUGACGUGGUGACGUGACUUCACCAGAAACUUUUAUUUAGUAAAACGCUUAGAUGUUCAGAGAACGUUUCUCACCAAAAAUGUGAAUUUAAUACGUUCACGCUAACAUUCCUUUAAAAGAACUUCAUACCAUCUAUACUUUUCUCGACGAACAUUUUUACGUGAUAAACUUUCAGCUUCAAGUUCGAUUAGUUGAUUUAUCAAUCUUCUCAAUAUAAUCAUAUCAUCAAUAAAGAUUUAUUAUUCCUCUAUAUGUUUCUGUUAAAAACGGUAACUCAUCUGAUUUAUCGCCAUUAAGUCGAUAGAUCCGUAGAGACGACAGAGCGCGGGUUACUAUUUACUUAUAUUAUAUUUGGAGAGAUGGUCCAUUCAUGGAUGUACCUAUUCUUGGAAAUUAGGCUGGACCAUUCUAUUGGUCCAAGGUACUAGUUAAUUCUAAAAAAAAAAACAAACCAAAGAACCAAACAAUGAAAAAGAAAAGGAAUAAUGACAAUUACUCGGAUUCCUUAUUAGAUAAGGAAAUUGACUAUUCUAGCGGAAUUGAAAAUCUCAAUUCCUAUAUAUGUGUGUGUUCUAAGAUUGUGAGUUUGACGGCCGAAUGAAAAAGCAAAACCACGUUCCUAUCCAAAAAAACUAAUCGAAACCUAUCGUCAUGGAGUGUGUCUCAAGCACAGAGGACAAACCACGCACGGGAAUACUGAAUCUUGAUGUUCUCAGUUGCCCUAUUUGCGUCGAGCCGUUCACUAUUCCUAUCUUCCAGUGUGAUAAUGGGCACUUAGCCUGCUCCUCUUGCUGCCCCAAACUGCGUAAUAAAUGCCCUUCCUGUUCUUGGCCUGUUGGCCACAGUCGCUGCAGAGCAAUGGAGACUGUUCUUGAGUCGAUCUCUAUCCCAUGCCAAAACGCCGGGUUUGGAUGCACGACAAAAUUGAUUUAUGGGGAAGAAUCAACUCAUGAAAAGACAUGCACUUUCUCUCCAUGCUCCUGCCCUGUAAAAGAUUGCAAUUACACUGGCUCAUGCAAGGAUGUCUACGUUCACUAUAAAAACCUUAUCCACCCGAAUCCCCAAUCAACAUCACAGCGCUAUAGGGUCCGUUGUGGCGAAUCCUUUAGUGUCAAGAUGAAUAUCAGUGAUAACUUAGUAAUCGGUACGUUGUAUAAGGAGAGGCUAUUGUUUACAGUGCAGAGUUUCAGGAAGUCUUAUGGUGUGUAUGUUAUUGUAAGCUGCAUUGCACCAUCUUCUCCAAAAGUAGGAAAGUUCUCAUAUUGUAUAACUUAUACAAUUGAUGGACACAGUAUAACUUACAAAUCACCAGAGUUGAAGAAGAUUCAGAGAGUGAGCUUUCAUACACCUCAAGAGAAUUAUAUGUUGAUUGCUAACAGUUCACUGCAUGGUGAAUCGUUGGAGAUGAGGAUUUGCAUCAAGAAAGAAAAACGAGAUAAAACAAACGAUAUAAAAGGUCCUCAUCAGAAGCGAAGAGCGUUCUUGAAGUGAGCUCUUAAAUCUCUAAGUCUGAACAGAGUUUCAUGUUUGUUCCUAACAAUUUUUUUGUUUGGUAAAUCGUUGAAGAUUAAUUACCAACUAAUCGAUUUCUCACACAAUCAGACAUUGUGGCUCUUGUAAUCUGAUAUACAAGAUUGGACUUUUUAUUUUUUCUUUUGAUAUU
This is a messenger RNA of Brassica napus (rape), 2806 nucleotides long. RefSeq names its product E3 ubiquitin-protein ligase SINA-like 7. Lineage: Eukaryota; Viridiplantae; Streptophyta; Magnoliopsida; Brassicales; Brassicaceae. The record is from RefSeq and is a predicted model, not a curated record. Bases 1795 to 2634 code for a protein of 279 amino acids. Gene Ontology annotation, molecular function: zinc ion binding. The transcript has 2 exons.